AUGAUUAAGCUUCAUAAACUCCUGAUUCAAGAUAUUUUCGAGACUCAUGUUCUCAGAUUUGCAGCAUACAGUCUUGGCUGCCCGCUCAAGUGUGAAUUAGAUGAAGAACGACUGGCAUGGGAGACCGCGGAGGGAGAAUGUAUUCGAGGUCAGGCCGUGAUCCAUUCCACUCGUGCACAAUGUCAUUUUAUAGUGUGGAAGAAGUGUCUGGAACUACCAGACCAUUGCAGCUUCAUCGUGGCCAGCAGCAAGUAA
Messenger RNA from Protopolystoma xenopodis, 255 nucleotides. NCBI's taxonomy places the organism in Eukaryota, Metazoa, Platyhelminthes, Monogenea, Polystomatidea, Polystomatidae. The record is from the annotation of a GenBank genome assembly.